GAGAUAGGAUCAUAGAGAUGGGCUUUGCAGGGAGGUUCCUUGUGAAGUGGGAAGCAUCCUCCUCCACAAUCGCUUGGGGGAUCUUCUUCCUUUGUGUCCCUGCCUGGAAAAUACUAUCCCCAGCCCUUGUCCUUCCCAACCUGUGGCAGAAUCCCCAGCCAGUGACCUCCUCUCCCCGCAUGGCAUGUUUUUUUCCCAUUGUUUUCCUGCCUCCCCCUCCCCUUCUCCCUUGCUCUCACCCAGCGCUUCUGUAGACAGCAUCCUCGCACUGAGCAUGUGCGCUGCAUCCCUUCCCCUCCUCCUCCUCGGGUACCACCUCGGCGACGAGGUGCAGUGAGCUCAGCAGCGCCUUCCAGUCCAGCCCAGGAAAGGGCUGAGCCGGAGCCCUGCAGCCCCGGCUCGGAUGGAGUAAACAGGGGAGCCCCAUGCACACAGAUUGCCCGGGCAGUAGCCAUGCACUCAGGCGUGGAGUUAAAGAGAGCCAUCUCUGCCAGCACGGAGACAGAGAAACCAAUGAGACGCUACGGGGCAGUGGAGGAGACUGAGUGGAAAGCUGAGGGGCUGGGGAGAAAUCAACUUGACAUCAUCUCAAUGGCUGAAACAACAAUGAUGCCUGAGGAAAUCGAAUUGGAGAUGGCAAAGAUCCAGAGGCUUCGGGAAGUCUUAGUCAGAAGAGAAUCAGAGCUCAGGUUUAUGAUGGAUGACAUCCAGCUGUGCAAGGACAUCAUGAACCUUAAACAGGAGCUGCAGAAUUUAGUAGCAAUUCCAGAAAAAGAAAAAACAAAAAUGCAGAAACAAAGAGAGGAUGAAUUGAUUCAGAAGAUCCAUAAACUGGUGCAAAAAAGAGAUUUUCUUGUAGAUGAUGCAGAGGUGGAGAGAUUAAGAGAGCAAGAGGAAGACAAGGAGAUGGCUGAAUUCCUUCGGAUCAAGUUAAAACCCUUAGACAAAGUAACACGAUCUCCUGCCAGUACCCCAGCAGAAAAGAAGGCAGAACCUCCUCCAAGCAAGCCCACCGUCGCCAAAGCAGGAAUAGCUAUUAUUAAAGAUUGUUGUGGGGCCACGCAAUGCAACAUCAUGUAGCUCCAGUCUCUCUACCAAGUCUGUCUUUUUUUCAAAUGCUUUCAUUGGAUAAAACUGUAGGGUGAAAGGAUUUUAAAGCAUCCUGAUAGUCAAAUCAAGAAAUACUGUAAACAUUACAGUAAUGUACUGAAUGUACCAAUGGUGAAUCCUUCACUUUUGCAUGGAUCACUCAAUGCGCAUGCUUAAAAUAAAGGAAUAUAUAUAGCAGCUGUCCAAUGACCAGAACAGAUAGGUAAAAAUAGCUGAAAAGACAAAUACAAAUCUGUGGCAAAAGUGAAUUAGAAAAGUGUAUAUUUUACCAAAUAAUGUUUAAAAUAGCAGUUUUAAAAAUUCAGCACUUUGUAGGAUUUGUUAUACACCUUUUUCGCUUGGCAAAUUUUAUUCAAACACAUGCCACGGUCUGAAUAUAAAAAUGUCCUGUCUUGGCUAUUUUUCAAAAUGAAACCUUAGAGUAGCGAUACUGUAUAUAGUGCAACCAAUAGAUGAAGCAAAUUUAGUACUAACCGGUGUUGCAUACAAAAUAUUUAUUGAACUAGUACGACAUUUGACUACUUUGCUGUUUAGUUUCAUUUUCAGUUCUUCACAGGGAACAGAUAACAACAAAGAUCCUGCUCAUUGGCUUGUAUUUUAUUAUGGCAUUUCAGUGACCCUGUGGUCAAAUGUCCUUUGUCACUUUUAAAUAACCCAAUUCAAAUAGAGAUUACCUGUCCAUUUGGAUAUUGGUUUCUGCUAAAUUCUUUGCAGGCACAGCUAUAGUUUUUGGUGUAAAUUCAAACACUGCAUCAUUUAUUGGCUUACAAGCCCUCCACCUUGCAGAGAUGCAAUAAUACUGAGAGUGCAGUCAACUAUUAAAACCACAACUAAAUGCACUAUGAGAUUAUGUAUCACAGGCUAAAUAGGUUGCUGUCCAGAAGGGGAGAAAAACAUGAAGGCAUCAGGAUCAUUUAAACUUAUGAAGCAGGGUGCUGAAAAGGGCUAUUACUCAGAUUCUUAAUGGCCAUGGGAAACUUUAGCUGUCAAGUAUUAUAAAAAGACAAUAUGUCCCCAAAUUCUGUCUUCAAGAUUAAAAAUAAUAAACAUAAAAGGUGAAGUUUUCGGUACUAAAAAGAUAGCAGUACCUAAGAAAGUGGUUUUGAAACAAGGGAAAAACAAUUAGGUCUGAUACAUCUGUGUUUCACAUUUCAGUUGGUAUGCAGAUGAACACAUAUAAAAUAUAGUUGUCCCUUUACUAGCUGUCAGUAAGAUGGUGCAUUUGUGUGACUAGUAUAUCAUAUGUUUCGGUGAAUGUUGUGAUGGGUGUAAGUAGCUAAAUGAAGAUGUUCUGAUGUGAAAAUAUUGUGCUUUAAAAAAAAGAUGGUGGAACGUGCCUAAAGGAAAAAAAGUUUUUCAAGCUGAACAACCAUUUCUUAAUGCUGGAUAAGCAGAACACUACAUAUAAACCCACAGGAAAUAAUAGUUACAGCAGGGGAAGCCAGUAAAAAUAUCAGCAAGUUAUGUAACUAAAGGUAGAUGUUAAACAUUUCUGAAAGAGCUGAAGCAGUGACUAGUUCAGAUUCAGGGGUGUAAACAUUCAAAUUAGUAUAUAUCAUUAUAUACUAUAUAUGCCUGAGCUGUAUUGGUCCAAGAUGUAGCAUUUGCAUCUCUAAACCACCUGUUUCGCUGUCACAGACUUCUUUCAAGAACCAUACUACAAAAAGAAUAAAGAGCAGCAGAGGAGCAGGCAUAAGAAACAAAGAACAUAUGUUACUGCAAAAUGUUCCUUAGGGAUCAGAAAUAAGGGAGGAGAAAAUAUUCAAGUUUAAAUAUUAAAGCAGCACUUUAAAUAUUUUAAUCAAAGUACUAUAUGGAUGUGCAUGUGUGCUGACAUAUAGCUUCACAUUCACCUCUGGAGUGGUCAGAAUUUGGUGUACCCAGAUUUGUGUCAGGCUGGUUGCAGGGUCAGUAUAAAAUGUGCAUCAAAGCAGGGAAUUGUUUAUAAUCUGAAUAAACUUUAAGGAAAAUGCACAAGAAAAAAAAUCAACCAGACUGUGGACAAUCAAAUAACCCCCCUGAAGUUUCUGAUACCUUCUCAUUGCUUUGGACCAGUCCCUUAUUCUCUAUCACGAGCAGUGUCUUAACAGAAAUAUUGGAUGGCUGUAUAUUAUUAACAGGGGUGAGGAAGGAUGUAGGUAGUGUUAGGAGUGGGACUUCCUCAGGAAGUGUCAAAUUUAAGGUCUGAAAGAGGAAUUAGAUAUUUAAUACAUCUCUUUGUGUAUACUGAUGAAUCAGGAAAGCUGGGUGUCCUGGAUAAUAGGCUAAUCACAAGGCUGCAACUGAUAGAGGGAGAGAGAUGACUUGGAGAUUGGGGCGGGGGGGGUGAGGGGGGUUAAUAGGAGUAUUUAGACUUUCUGGUAGAUGACUGGCCUUGGUCAAGAUAGGAGAGACUGCUGGGGAUUCACAUCUAGGAAGGUCAGAUUCUCCUGAGGGAUGGGGAGAAAUCAGCAGGAUUUUCCAGAUGGGAGGUGGGCCUGGACAGCAAAUUCAAUUAAAAGAGAGUCCCAAAACAGACCUUUGUGUGAUUGGGCAUUCAUGAUUGGGGUACAUCUCCACAGUACAGUGGCAGUAGAACACCUUAUCACAAUUAAAUUAAAAAGAACAAGCACAGCGAAGAGAGCUAAGCAUCUGUGAACAUGGUUGUAAUCAGGCAUUUGUAAUUGGUGUCUUGAGGGAACAGAACUAAAGUAUCAGUAAUUAAAGUGAUCCUUUCAUUUUCAGAAUUUACAGAUCAGAUCAGGUGGAAGAUCUGGUUUAUCAGUGAAGUCUUAGUUUUAUCUACUUUUUUAUCACUUGGGUUGUGUAAGGCAUAGAAGGUGAGUGACUUGUCCAGUGUUAAUCGGUGGUUCAUUUAGAAGUAGAAUCAAGGAUCCUGAGGGCCACAAGUCUUGCAAUGAAUUACUAGACUGUGCAUAGUCAGAUUUUCCACAGCCUAACUCUGCUCCCCCUGAAGUCAAUGGAGAUUUCACCUUUGGACUCCAAUCCAAGCAGACUUGGUACUGGAUGCUUCUGCAAAUACCACCCAUUUUCUUUGAAAACUGAACUCAUACAGUAUAUAUGUCAAGUGAGGGUUCAUAGCCAUUUAGCUUCUCAAAGUUAGUAAGAGUCAUGUGGAUAAAACCCAUCACAGAAUAUCUUGGAAAUGUACUUCUUUCCAUGACUGUAGCUUUUUAAAAGAUACUUAGCUGAAAUUUUCAAAAGCGAUUAAUGAUUUUAGAUGCCUCAGUUUUGGGGGGGCCCCACUUGAGACAUUUAACAGAGCCUGCUUGGUUGGUAAUUUCUGAAAAUCACACCACUUAAGUUGUGUCAAGUUGGGCAUCCAAAAUCACUAGUCACUUCUGAAAACCGUGGCCAUUUACUACCAUUUGUAUCAAGUUAAAUACCAAUGCAUCAGAAAAUCAUAAAAGUUCAAGAGAGAAAAGACAUGUUAGAACAUCAAGUCUAUAUGUCAAGGGAAAAUUGCUCCCUACAGCUACACUAGGUUACAUUUUGUGAAGGAUUUCACAGUCCCCAAACCCCCCUGAAAAUGAUGAAACUCUACAGCAAAGUAGAGAUAAAUGUGUUUCCAAAUAAACAAAGAUGUAGUGUUAUCUAAAACAUUUGUUACUUUUCUUCAAGCUACCAAGAGCAAUGAGUUGUGAACUAGAGUAGGAUGUAAUGUCUUGUGCACAGUCUCCUUCCAGAAAAGUUAGGUUAGCUUUGUGCAAAAAAAGAAUAAUUUUGUAAAUUCAUAUAGUUUGUGAAAGAAAUCUGAAGGGCUCUAUUCCAAUGAAAAAAUGCACAAUCUCCCACAGAUUACACUCCAUAGAAAUAGAACUCAGUAAAAAGGAGCCACUUCCAUGACUUUUCCCCUCAACUAAUCACUGCAGAAGUAUAAUUUGCCAUGUCCCAGAAAGAUGCAGAAACCAAGAGACAAUUCCCAGCCCUGUGUUUAACCUCAGUCAUUUGCAAGGUGAGGUGGAGAAGGGGACAAGGGAGGUAAAGCCCUCGGUGUCCAGCGGUAUCAUGCCAAGAUUUAUUUUUUAUAUAGUAUAUGACAUUUGCCUAACAGCAAAUCAUUGGCUCUUCCUGAAUCAGAGAUAAAAGCCCUCCCUGGCCAGGAUGGUUUAACAGCAGCCAGGGGAAGAGGUAAAGUCCAUCAGAGGCUGCAACAGUCUAUACUGUCUACACUGGCUGGUGUUUUCACUAGGGAAGUACUUUACCAGUUUUACCUGCAGUCCAGUGCUGUGUGUUCUCAGGAUCCAGCUAUGUAGUGGUCCUAGAAUGACAUACCAUGGUGGACCACAGAUAACAUAUGGGGAAGGAGGGAUGAUGAUGAGAUCAAGCGGUAUUGUUAAGAGGAUCCUGCUGCCUC
Messenger RNA from Chelonia mydas (Green sea turtle), 5467 nucleotides. RefSeq names its product bMERB domain containing 1 (gene BMERB1). Gene Ontology annotation, biological process: negative regulation of microtubule depolymerization. The record is from RefSeq and is a predicted model, not a curated record. NCBI's taxonomy places the organism in Eukaryota, Metazoa, Chordata, Testudines, Cheloniidae. The coding region runs from base 454 to 1080 and encodes 208 amino acids. The transcript is spliced from 6 exons. Gene Ontology annotation, cellular component: microtubule cytoskeleton.